GAGCUGGGGGAAAUAAUCAGUUCAGAACAGUCUCUCCAUCGAACCAGAUCUCGAGCAGCUCUAGCUCCUCAAAUAUUUAUUAUUAAAAAAAUAUUCAAGAAAAAUGGAAGAACUCUCCAAUGAGGAGCAAGAAUUAAUCCGGGAUGCCUUCCGGAUAAUGGACAGGGAGAACGAAGGCGCCAUCACCUCCAAGGAGCUGGCGGUAGUUAUCCGUGCUCUGGGCCGUCAGCCGACCGACAACGAGGUCCAGAGCAUCAUCAACGAGGUGGACUCUGACGGCAAUGGCUCCAUUGAAGGACCCGAGUUCUGUAAUGUGAUUUUGCGAAAAUUGCGAGACACUAAUGUCGAGGAGGAGCUGCGGGAGGCCUUCAGGGUAUUCGACAAAGAGAACCAGGGCUACCUGUCGACCACCGAGCUGAAGAAUGUCUAUACGGCCCUGGGGGUCAAGAUCGGUGACGAUGAGCUUGAGGAGAUGAUCCGAGAGCACGACGUCGAUCAGGACAAUCACCUCAACUACGAGGAGUUCGUCAACAUGAUGACGUUGCGAUAGUUAAGAUAGUUACUUGUUUAUUUAUUUUUUUUAGUUUUUUUAAGUUCGUUUUUUUCUAUGGCACACUAACCGAAAGUUGAAAUCACAAUUUUUUAUAAAAAAUGAGAAAAAAAUCAAAAAAUUGGACGCUGUGAACGAUAAGGGCUAACACUGACACACGUACACACUCUUUCUUUCUUUCUUUCUUACACUCUAAACUUAAACUUAAAAUUUACACUGAAAAAAAAGAAUAAGAUGAAUUUACUGAUAAUCUACUGGAAUGUCGAGUCGAGGAAGAUUACGCGGCGCUUCAGUCUAUCGAUCUAGCGAGGUACGGACGGAUCAAUGUCAUUCAACUGGAAGGAGUUCUCCAUGUCCCGACCGUAGCGGAGUGCAAGGACAUGGCUUUUGAUGCUGCCGGGAAGAGAGACCGGGGCUGAGACCGGAGCAUCCAACCACACACACACACUGCAAGGACUUUCUAAAUGUAAUGAUUCGAGCCUUCUGGCCGGAAAACUAACAAGGACGGACAUUCACAACCAUCGCACCCGAUGCGAUGGCCUAUUUAAUGAUGAUGAUGAUGAUGAUGACCUAUAUAUUGGAGGUAGCCUGGGCCAAGAGAUCCCAGGGAUAAUGGAGACCAAGUGGAAUAGUCGAAAUAAUCAAUUCUAAGAUGAAAGAAGCAACUCAGAGCUGAGAUGGGAACUCAAAAUUCAAGCGUUGUAAUUAUAAUUUUUCCAAGGAUGAGAAGUUCUAAAUUUCAAGUCAUGCAAGGACGAAAUACACACUCCUGACAACCCA
This is a messenger RNA of Drosophila ananassae, 1330 nucleotides long. Its product is annotated as calmodulin-2/4. The transcript is spliced from 2 exons. Gene Ontology annotation, molecular function: calcium ion binding. The record is from RefSeq and is a predicted model, not a curated record. Bases 104 to 550 code for a protein of 148 amino acids. NCBI's taxonomy places the organism in Eukaryota, Metazoa, Arthropoda, Insecta, Diptera, Drosophilidae.